Molecule: messenger RNA, 1973 nt
Organism: Gossypium arboreum
Lineage: Eukaryota; Viridiplantae; Streptophyta; Magnoliopsida; Malvales; Malvaceae
Product: zinc finger CCCH domain-containing protein 32-like
Exons: 8
Coding region: 168-1586 (472 amino acids)
Molecular function (GO): mRNA binding; metal ion binding
Source: RefSeq, a predicted model, not a curated record
AGUAUUUGAGAGAGAAAAAGAGAGCGAAUAAACAAAGCUCAAUUGAAGUGGAAGAAUCUCUCUCUCUCUCUCUCUCUCUCUCCUUCCUCCUUAUUUUUUUCUUUAGCAAAGUUCCACUCUCGAUCGAGCUCUCUCCGAAUCCCCCAACAGGACGGAAACCAGUUUUGAUGGAGUUGUACGGUCAAAACCCGGCACGGAAUGGAUCUUUUUCGGGUCAUCAGCUCGAAUGGAUUCCCGCUGGUCCCGAAACUGGCGGCCUUGAAGAAUCCAUGUGGCAGUUAUCGUUGAGGGGCACCGAAUCGUACCCGGAACGGCCCGGAGUACCUGACUGUGUUUACUAUAUGCGAACUGGGUUCUGUGGAUACGGUAAUAGGUGCCGUUAUAAUCAUCCUCGUAACCGUGCCGCGGUUGAGGCUGCUGUAAGAGCUACAGGGGAGUACCCUGAACGACCUGGGGAACCUGCAUGUCAGUUUUAUUUAAAAACUGGAACCUGUAAAUUUGGUGCCUCCUGUAAAUUCCACCAUCCAAAACACCGAGGUGGAUCCUUUGGCCAUGUUCCGUUGAAUAUAUAUGGAUACCCAUUACAACCGGGUGAGAAAGAAUGCUCCUACUAUUUGAAAACAGGGCAGUGCAAAUUUGGUGUUACUUGUAAAUUCCAUCAUCCUCAACCAGCUGGCACAUCAAUGCCAGCAUCUGCACCUCAAUUUUAUCAGCCGGUGCAGUCUCCUUCAGUCCCUCUACCAGAACAGUAUGGGGGGGCACCCACCAGUGUGAGAGUGGCGAGGCCUCCAUUAUUACCUGGUUCAUAUGUUCAAGGGGCUUAUGGUCCUGUACUGUUUUCCCCUGGAGUGGUUCCUAUUCCUGGUUGGAGUCACUACUCGGCACCUGUAAGCCCGGCACUCUCUCCUGGUGCACAACCUGCUGUUGGAGCAACUUCUCUCUAUGGACUAACACAGUUAUCUUCUUCAGCACCUUCACUUGCAGGACCUUAUUCUUCCUUGCCCUCUUCUACUGGUCCUUCAAGCAGUAACCAGAAGGAACAAACAUUUCCAGAGAGACCUGGUGAACCUGAAUGCCAAUACUAUUUGAGGACCGGCAACUGUAAAUUUGGAUCAUCUUGUAGGUAUCAUCAUCCUAGAGACAAGGUUGUGCAACAAACAAAUUGCAUCCUCAGCCCAAUGGGACUUCCUUUACGUCCGGGGGUGCAGCCUUGUGCUUUCUACUUGCAGAAUGGGCACUGCAAGUUUGGUUCUACUUGCAAAUUUGAUCAUCCAAUAGGAACAAUGAGAUAUAGUCCGUCAGCAUCAUCUCUCAUCGAUAUUCCAGUUGCACCCUAUCCAUUUGGGUCUUUGCUGGCUACAUUAGCCCCUUCUUCCUCUUCUUCUGAAUUACGGCCUGAGAUGAUUUCAAGGUCCAAGGACUCCUAUUUGAGCCGAAUUUCUUCUUCUGCAAGCACAGCUAGUAGUUCAGUUGGUUUGAUUUUUUCACAGACUGGAUCUGUUCACUUUUCUGAUUUGCAGCUUUCAAGUCAGAGUUUAAGCAGUAGCAGAAGUACAAUACAGGGUGCUGAGGUUCACUCAAAUUGAUGCAACAUGCUAGAGCAGUUUUUCAUUGUCUUGCAGAUGUUGCUUCACCAACCUUGAUAUGUGUUGUGUUAAUAGAUCUCAGUAAAUUAUAGUCAGCUGCGGAACAUUACAUUUCUCUGCAGCAAGGGUUAUCUACCAAUCUGCCUUACCUCACAAUAGAACUGAUUGUAUUUUAUCCCUAGCUUGCCUUUUUGAUACCAUCAAUAUUAUCGGCAAUAAGCUUUUGUAGCAAAUAGAGUAUGAAGGACUAAUCUUCCUUCCAAAUAAUCACAACAGAUAGCGCCAUUAUAUCAGGUUAGCCUAUGAUUCUCCUUUCAACUUGCUGUUUGUAUGCUUAUCAAUCUUCAAUGAAGGAAUGAAGAGGAUUUCCACCUUGUAUGACAUAAA